AUGAGACUGGAGGGUAUCUCGGGAGUGUUACCGUACUACGACGACAUACUAGUCGUGGGAAGUUCCGAUGACGAUUUAGACACUAAAGUGCGCACGGUACUGUCGAAAUUUCGUGAAGACGGGCUACAAUUGCGCCGGGAAAAAUGUAUUUUUCGUACAAAAUCCAUUGAAUUCCUCGGGUUUAGAAUAAGCGAAGACGGUAUUCGCCCAACGAAAGAUAAAAUCGCGGCAAUAGUAAACGCGCCUCCUCCAACUAAUGUGACAGAAUUACAAGCAUUUUUGGGGUUGGUCAAUUUUUAUCACGUGUUCAUGAAGGACAAAGCGACCAUCGCUAAACCUUUACAUGCGUUACUUCAAAAGAACGCUCAAUGGCAAUGGCGAACGUCAGAACGAGAGGCUUUCCAAGCUUUAAAGGAUUGCUUAAUCAGGGAGCCCGUGCUGGCUCACUACAAUGAUCGGAGAAACUUAUUUUUGACUUGCGACGCGAGUCCGUAUGGGGUAGGUUGCGUGCUUAGUCAGUUGGACGACCGGGGGCGAGACGUUCCAGUAGCGUAUCACAGCCGUUCUUUGUCGUCAGCUGAGAGGAAAUACGCUCAAAUCGACAAGGAGGCACUCGCUAUCAUCACGGGUGUUAAAAAGUUUCACGAAUACAUCUACGGCCGAGGGGUGACAAUAACAACGGACCAUAAACCUUUAUUGGGAGUCUUCAAUCCGAAGAAGGGGGUUCCAGACAUUCUAUCACCUAGGAUGCUAAGAUGGACACUAAUGCUAUCUGCGUACGACUACGAACUAAGGUACGUGCCAGGAGCUAAGAUCCAGAAUGCGGACGCAUUAAGCAGACUGCCCCAAAAAAUCAAGGUUCCAGAACCUCCGCCAUCUGAAGACGUCUUAAUGCUGGAAAACAUUCCAGAAAAGCUAAUCAGCGCCAGAGAAAUUGCCCAGGAAACCAAACGAGAUCCUGUUUUAUCAAGGGUUAUGCAGUGGAUCUGGAAGGGAUGGCCUGACAACGGGAAAAAAUUGCCAGACGAAUUUACUCCUUACUUACAACGCAAACAUGAGCUAAAUUGCUACCAAGAUUGUCUCCUGUGGGGCACCAGGGUUAUCGUUCCACUAGGGGUGAGGGACACGGUGCUAAAAAUGCUCCAUUCAGCUCACCCAGGUAUCGUCAAGAUGAAAUCUCUCGCGCGUUCGUACGUAUGGUGGCCGAAUAUUGACAAGCAAAUUGAGAAGCUGGUUGGGUUGUGUAGAGAAUGCCAAGAAACGAGAAACAUGCCGAGGAAGUCGUCUAUUCAUCCUUGGGAGUGGGCUAGAGCUCCGUGGUCGCGUAUCCACAUUGAUCACGCCGGACCAAUGAAAGGAAAACUUUUUCUGGUAGUGACCGACGCCUAUUCCAAAUGGCUCGAGGUAAAACUAGUGCCAAAUACCUCGAGUGCUGUUACAAUCGGGGUGCUACGAGAAUUGUUCGCCACCCACGGCAUACCGGAUGUUGUCGUAUCCGACAAUGGAACGAGUUUCAGCUCUGCCGAAUUUAAGCAGUUCCUGAAAAACAACAUGAUUCGACAAGCUUUAGUGGCACCAUACCAUCCGAGCAGUAAUGGGCAAGCGGAAAGAAUGGUGCAAAAUGUAAAAAACGCUAUCCGGAAAAUGACCGAGGGAACAGCAGAAGGAAAUCUACAGUUGGCUCUAAGCAGAUACUUAUUAGCCCAACACAUUACACCACACUGCACAACAGGCCGAUCACCGGCGGAGAUCUUGAUGGGGCGAAAGCUAAACACCGUCUAUGAUCGUAUGCAGCCUGAUUUCCGUAAGGAAAUGAUGGACAAACAAGAAGACGAAUGUCCAAUCCCAGGGAAAGAUCGAGUGUUCCAAGAUGGAGAUGCAGUUUUCGCAAGGUCAUUCACACCAGGAUCAAAAUGGCUGCCAGCACAAGUCGUGACUACUACGGGACCCGUAAGUUACCGUGUACAAACACCAGAUGGGCAAACAUUACGCCGCCAUGCCGACCAAAUUAGGGCUCGGGUAGAAGAACCGACUGAAAGUUUGGGAGCACUGGGUGAUCCCGAAAUUCCACCGACAACACCAGAAGCUGCCAGCUGCAGCGAACCGCAGCAGCAGGACAACGGGAAUAGCCAAGUCGUGGAAAUCAAGAAGCCACCAGAAAGAUCGAGGCGGGUUCCAAAAUACUUGGAAGAUUUCGUGCCGUAG
Messenger RNA from Photinus pyralis (common eastern firefly), 2205 nucleotides. RefSeq lists its product as uncharacterized. Gene Ontology annotation, biological process: DNA integration. The record is from RefSeq and is a predicted model, not a curated record. NCBI's taxonomy places the organism in Eukaryota, Metazoa, Arthropoda, Insecta, Coleoptera, Lampyridae. Bases 1 to 2205 code for a protein of 734 amino acids. Gene Ontology annotation, molecular function: nucleic acid binding. The transcript has a single exon.